GGUCCAGCAGAUACCAGCAAACGUAUGCAAGAUAACCAGUGCAAAACUGCUCACUCCCAGCUCCAUUUGUAACACACGGCCGUGUCCACCUGCCUGCGGUCAGAGCCACAGUUUGUCCACUCGUGCCUGUCCUUUUGCCAAAGGAUGGGGCUGCUCCGGAAGGUUUCCAUCCCCUUGCUAGGACUGGCGCUAGCUUUUUAUUUUUAUUCAGCACCCAAGAAUUUCAAUGAAGAGAUGCUCCGGAGGAAGCGGGUGAUCGUGACGGGAGCCAGCACCGGCAUCGGGGAGCAGAUGGCGUAUCACCUGGCACGCAUGGAGGCUCACCUACUGCUCACGGCACGCACCGAGGCCAAGCUGCAGAAAGUUGUGGAGCAGUGCCUGAAGCUGGGCGCCGCAUCCGCCUACUACAUGAGUGGCUCCAUGGAGGACACCACCUUCGCCGAGAUGGUGGUGAAGGAGGCUGAGAACACCUGGGGAGGCCUCGAUAUGCUCAUCCUAAACCACAUCGGUGAAACCUACUUCAACUACUUCAAUGGGGACGUUAAGGAAGUACGGAAGCUCCUAGAGGUCAACUUCCUCAGCUUCGUGGCGAUGACAGCGUCUGCGCUUCCCAUGCUGAAGGAGAGCGAGGGCAACAUCGUGGUGGUUUCAUCCAUGGCAGGUAAAGUUGGCAGCCCGUUUACCGCUCCCUAUUCUGCAACCAAGUUUGCUUUAGAUGGAUUUUACAGCUCCUUGCGACAUGAAUUCAUCAUGGAGAAGGUUAACGUCUCCAUCACACUCUGCAUCCUGGGCUUCAUCAACACAGAGAGUGCCAUGCGAGCGGUCUCACACGCUAUAAAGGACACACCAGCGCCAAAGGAAGAGUGUGCACUGGAGAUCAUCAAGAGCGGGGCACUGCGCCAGCGGGAGCUGUACUACCCACCCUGGAAGGUGGGCAGCCUGGUCCUCCUCAGGGCUAUCGCCCCUGACUUUGUCGACUCCCUCAUAAUGAGAGGCUACAACUUAGAAAACAUGAGAAGAACAUAGUCCCCAUGGUGGCGAGCAUGCCAGGACACCUUGGCCCAGGCAGGAGGCACUUGGGUGUCAGUCUGGCUGCUUGGGUGCUCUUUUCUUUGCCAUCCCAUGCACUUCCCUAGCAACCCGAGAGGGGAUGCACCACGAGCCCGUAACAUACAGCAUGAAAAUGUACUUUUUAGUAAUUAACUCUUGCAACCUUCUUUUUCUGACCAAGAGGCACUUUGGAGAAGCUCUGGGCAGCAGGAUCUGCUGCCAGGGUCCUGCUUACCAGCAGGCUUCCUUCUCAAUUUCCAGAAACCAUUCCCCCAUAGAAAGCCCCAGAGCCUGCGGUGCUGAGCACUGCGGGAAGCAACCAGAGCCACAGCCCUGAAUGGGGGUUUGGGGCCAAACAGCACAAACACCCAACACGACGAGAGAGUCUUUGCACCAGGAAGUGUCAUGGAUACUUUCUAUUAAUGAUUGGACUCGAUGACCCAGUGGGUCCCUUCCAACCUAGUGAUUCUACGAUUCUAGUGUAAAAAUAAAC
Messenger RNA from Cuculus canorus (common cuckoo), 1543 nucleotides. Its product is annotated as 11-beta-hydroxysteroid dehydrogenase 1. Gene Ontology annotation, cellular component: intracellular membrane-bounded organelle; endoplasmic reticulum membrane. Bases 145 to 1026 code for a protein of 293 amino acids. The record is from RefSeq and is a predicted model, not a curated record. The transcript has 6 exons. Gene Ontology annotation, biological process: steroid catabolic process. Lineage: Eukaryota; Metazoa; Chordata; Aves; Cuculiformes; Cuculidae. Gene Ontology annotation, molecular function: steroid binding; 11-beta-hydroxysteroid dehydrogenase (NADP+) activity.